AUGGAGAAGUUAACUCUCAUGGUUGUUUUUUUGCUUCUUUCUUCAUUAUUUAUUCAACCUCUCACGGCUCAAUCCAGUUGCCAAGGAGUGACAAAAAGUUCAUGGCCUGAACUUCUUGGGGUACCAGCAAAGUUGGCUAGGGAAAUAAUUCAGAAGGAAAAUCCAAAACUAACUAAAGUUCUAAAUGUACCGAAUGGUUCUAUAGUGACUGCAGAUUUUCGAUGUGAUCGAGUUCGUCUUUACGUUAAUAUCUUGGAUUUUACUGUACGAACUCCUAGUAUUGGUUAA
Solanum tuberosum (potato) is the source of this 288-nucleotide messenger RNA. Its product is annotated as trypsin inhibitor 1-like. Gene Ontology annotation, molecular function: serine-type endopeptidase inhibitor activity. The coding region runs from base 1 to 288 and encodes 95 amino acids. Gene Ontology annotation, biological process: response to wounding. The transcript is spliced from 3 exons. The record is from RefSeq and is a predicted model, not a curated record. NCBI's taxonomy places the organism in Eukaryota, Viridiplantae, Streptophyta, Magnoliopsida, Solanales, Solanaceae.